AUGGCCAGUGGCAAGUUGGCCGAGUUUGUGGCUUUGUUUCGGCAGCAGACGGGGCUGUCCCCAACAGCUCAGGAGCAGUGGCAGCGCCAAUUGGCUCUUUGGACGCUGUUUGGAGGCGCCAAGACGAACGAGUUUAUUCUCGUUAACCAGUCGACUGCCGGUCGCGACAAACUCUACCGUGUUCUGCAGUAUCUCGCCCGCAAUGCUCCCCGGUAUCUCGCGCCACUCACCACUGCCUUGAAUCCGGUAACACUCGAUGCUCGUGCAGUGAUGCGACUCUUUCGCUCCAUCGACUUUGUCCAGAUUGCUGAACGUCAAUAUCAUGCCAACAGCAAAGAUCGUUUCCUUCAGAUAAUGGUGCCCUUGGACAACCUCAACAAAGCCCUGCGCAUGACCUUUGACCACGUGCAGUGGGCGGCCGGGGUCGGCCUCGUGGGUGCCACCCCCAUGGCCGCCAAGGGCUUGGCCAGUCGCCUUGGGCGUUGGGCCAAUCUCUUUUGGCUCCUGGGCUUGGUCACUGCCGUAGCAGUCGACGUGUAUCGCCUUCAAGGCCUGGCUCUCGCCCAAAAAACAGUGCGACGCCAACUGCGCGAAGGCUGCGCCACCCGCUCGCCGGAUGAGCUGCAGCAAGAGGCCAAGCGACUGCGCGCCCAAAGACGCGCCAUGCUCUUGGAGCUGGUGCGUGAUUUGACAGACCUGCCCGUGCCUGCCUACGGCCUCGAUCUCUUGCCUGCCAAGACCGACACAGCGGUUGCCCUGGGUGGCACCAUCGCCUCAAUCAUUGGCCUCUAUCAA
Messenger RNA from Monosiga brevicollis MX1, 795 nucleotides. RefSeq lists its product as uncharacterized. The transcript has 2 exons. Gene Ontology annotation, biological process: peroxisome fission; regulation of peroxisome size. The annotation marks the transcript as partial. The record is from RefSeq and is a predicted model, not a curated record. Gene Ontology annotation, cellular component: peroxisomal membrane. Lineage: Eukaryota; Choanoflagellata; Craspedida; Salpingoecidae.